Messenger RNA from Lolium perenne, 1067 nucleotides. Its product is annotated as cytochrome P450 716B1. Gene Ontology annotation, biological process: sterol metabolic process. Gene Ontology annotation, molecular function: iron ion binding; heme binding; oxidoreductase activity, acting on paired donors, with incorporation or reduction of molecular oxygen. The record is from RefSeq and is a predicted model, not a curated record. Lineage: Eukaryota; Viridiplantae; Streptophyta; Magnoliopsida; Poales; Poaceae.
AUGCUCAAGAUGUAUGUGGGGAAAAUCCAAGGCGAGGUUCGCCGCCACAUCGAAGAAAACUGGGUGGGCCGCACGACCGUGACAGUGAUGCCACUGAUGAAGCGGCUGACGUUCGACAUCAUUGCCGCGCUGCUCUUCGGACUCGAGCGGGGGGCCACCCGGGACGCCCUCGCCGGCGACUUCGUCCGCAUGACGAAGGGUAUGGCGGCCAUCCCGGUGAACCUGCCUUUCACGGCGUUCGGCCGGAGCAUCAAGGCCAGCGGCAGAGCUCGCGGGGUGCUGCAGGGGAUCACGCAGGAGAAGAAGGCCAACCAGCUGAAGCAUGGCAACCAAGUGUCAAGAAACAACGACCUCAUCACCUGCCUGCUCGGCCUGACCGGCGACAAUGGCGAGAGGGUCCUGACCGACAAGGAGAUCGUCGACAAUGCCAUGGUCGCCCUUAUCGCAGGCUAUGACACGUCGUCAAUCUUAUUGACGUUCAUGGUCCGCCAACUCGCCAAUGAUCCGACCACCCUCGCUGCAAUGGUCCACGAGCAUGAGGAGAUUGCGAAGAACAAGUCUGAUGAAGAGGCUCUGACCUGGGAAGACCUGACGAAGAUGAAAUUAACAUGGCGAGUAGCGCAGGAGACACUUCGCGUGGUCCCUCCAAUCUUCGGCAGCUUCAGAAGAGCACUCGAGGACAUCGAGUUCGACGGCUACUGCAUCCCAAAAGGAUGGCAGGUGUUCUGGACGGCCAACGUGACGCACAUGGACGCGAGCAUCUUCCCGGAGCCAGCUAAGUUUGACCCGUCCCGAUUCGAGAACCAGUCGGCAUCGGCAGCACCACCGUGCUCCUUCGUCGCCUUCGGCGGUGGUCCGAGGAUAUGUCCCGGGAUGGAGUUAGUCAGGAUCGAGACACUGGUGACCAUGCACCACCUGGUGAGGCAGUUCAGAUGGAAGCUACGCUCUAAGAAGAACACUUUCGUGAGGGACCCUAUGCCGUCGCCACUGCAUGGCCUGCCCAUCGAAAUCGACCACAAGAUGUCUCCUUACUCAUAACUGUCAGGACGACAGUCAGUUCCAUUUUA